This is a messenger RNA of Quercus robur (English oak), 2875 nucleotides long. Its product is annotated as putative pentatricopeptide repeat-containing protein At3g25060, mitochondrial. The transcript is spliced from 4 exons. Gene Ontology annotation, biological process: RNA modification. NCBI's taxonomy places the organism in Eukaryota, Viridiplantae, Streptophyta, Magnoliopsida, Fagales, Fagaceae. The coding region runs from base 167 to 2203 and encodes 678 amino acids. The record is from RefSeq and is a predicted model, not a curated record. Gene Ontology annotation, molecular function: protein binding; zinc ion binding; RNA binding.
AAGUGUCAUUCCUUUAGACCGAUCUCAAGGAGAAGAAUGUAAUUACAAAAUUAUAACAAUAAUGAGUUUGGAUCUUCAAUUAUAACACGUGCCAUUUCUUCUAUUGUCCUUUUACCCACGGCUAUAAUCUGAAACUCUACGUAGAAAAUCAGCUUCGUAUACAUACAUGCAUUUCAUUCCAUGCCCAAAUCGUCUUAGACCUCUCCUCUUAGCCUGUAAAGACAAAGCAUCAAUAUCUAAAACCCAUGCUCUCAUGCUCUUGACCGGCCUCAUCAAGCAUGGAAACUCCAAUGGUGGACUCAUCGCUUCCUAUGUAAAUAUAGGCGACAUUAAAUCUGCCCGAAAAGUGUUUGAUGUAUUGCCUCAAAGAGGCGUAGGUGCAUGGAAUUCCAUGAUCAUUGCUUAUUCGCGUAAAGAGUACCCAGUUGAAGUUCUGAAUUUAUAUCGUCAAAUGAUUUUGGAAGGUGUUAGACCCGAUAGCUCAACUUUCACGGUGGCCCUCAAGGCGUGCACGAGGUUGUUGGAUUUGAAAACAGGGGAGGAAAUUUGGUGUAGAGCGAUGGAUUGUGGGUUUGAGUUUGAUGUGUUUGUUGGAUCUUCUGUUUUGAAUUUGUAUGCAAAGUGUGGGAAGAUGGAUGAAGCGAUCGUGGUCUUUGAUAGGAUGCCGAGAAGGGAUCUUGUUUGUUGGACAACCAUGAUAAGUGGGUUUGCGCAGAGUGGGCGGCCAAUUGAAGCGGUUGAUAUGUAUAUUCGAAUGCAAAAGGAAGGAAUGGAAGGAGAUGGGGUUGUGAUGGUGGGGUUGACACAGGCUUGUGCAAAUCUUGGGGACUUAAAAUUGGGUCUUUCUGUUCAUGGGUAUUUGAUCAGGAAAGAUCUUCCUAUGGAUGUUGUAGUUCAAACUAGCCUCCUGGAUAUGUAUGCCAAGAAUGGACAUUUGAAGCUUGCUUGUCAUGUUUUCAAGAAUAUGCCUUGUAAGAAUGUCAUAUCUUGGGGUGCACUGAUAUCUGGCUUUGCUCAAAAUGGUUUUGCAGGGAAUGCACUUGAUUUAUUGGUAGAGAUGCAGGGUUGUGGAUACAGACCAGGUUUAGUGUCUCUUGUGAGUGCACUUCUAGCAUGUACCCAAGUUGGGUUUUUGAAAUUGGGUAAAUCUAUACACGGAUAUAUUGUGAGAAGGCUUGAUUUUGAUAGAGUUUUAGGUACAGCAGUGAUUGACAUGUAUUCAAAAUGUGGAGCCCUUUCUCGGGCACGCACUCUCUUUGAUCAGAUAAACUCCAAAGACUCAAUCUCUUGGAAUGCAAUGAUAACCAGCUAUGGAAUUCAUGGGCAUGGAAAAGAAGCUCUGUCUCUCUUCCUAGAGAUGACAAAAACUAAUCUAAAACCAGAUCAUGCUACUUUUUCUUCCCUUCUCUCGGCCUUCGGUCACUCAGGUCUUGUGGAAGAAGGUCAAUACUGGUUUAAUCAUAUGGUUAGUGAAUAUAAGGUCCCUCCAACGGAAAAGCAUUAUGUUUGUAUGGUUGAUCUUUUGGCUCGUGCAGGUCGAGUUGAAGAGGCUUGUGAGCUAAUAGAUUCCAUGAAUGCUGAAUCGGGGCUUGCUGUUUGGGUUGCUCUCCUGGCAGGUUGCUGCAAAAAUGGCAAGUUGUUGAUUGGAGAGAUGGCUGCAAAGAAGGUUCUUGAGUUAAAUCCGGAUGACUUGGGAAUUUAUUCUUUGGUCUCAAACUACUAUGCAAAGGCGAGGAAGUGGGAUGAUGUAGCUAGUGUUAGAAAAAUCAUGAAAAAGACGGGGAUGAAGAAAGUGCCAGGGUAUAGUGUAGUGGAAGUGAAAGGAAAACUUCAUGCUUUUCUUAUGGAAGAUAAGAGCCAUCAUCAAUAUGAGAAUAUGAUGCAACUUUUGGAUAAGUUGGAUCAUGAAAUGAGAGCUAUUGGAUAUGUCCCAAAGACUGAAUUUGUGUUGCAUUCCCUUGAUGAGGAAGUCAAAGAAAAAAUGUUAUGUAAUCACAGUGAGAGGCUUGCUAUUGCUUUUGGUCUCUUAAACACAGGGCCUGGAACCAGAUUACUGAUCAUAAAGAACCUUAGGGUGUGUGGGGAUUGCCAUGAAGCAACCAAGUUCAUUACGAAAAUUGUGAACAGAGAGAUUGUUGUGAGGGAUGUGAAGCGAUUUCAUCACUUCAAGAAUGGGAUCUGCUCAUGUGGUGACUACUGGUGAAGCCAAUGUGCAAAGAUUUCCUUUCUCUUUGCUGGAUUUUUCACAGCUGGGGUGUUGAAAUAUCAGGGUAGGAUCUGACAUCUCUUUAGGAAAGCAAGUUGCUAAUAUUAUAAUGGGUAAUGGAAGAGACAAGCAAGCUAACAUCGCAAUUGCAUACUACUACCUUUAAGGUGUGUAUAGAUACUGCUUGGUAACCAGUACAGUGCUUUGAGAUGGUCCCAUCCAACAUAUCCAUAUCCAGUUGGGUUGCUGGCAGAAUUUGGAUGCAGAUUGUUGAAAGGAUUUACUUAUGAUUGGAAUGCCAAAGAAAAGGACGUGGGGGGUUUUUUUUAAUCCAAGCGUCUUCCCAUAUGCUUAGCAUCAACAAGACUGAUUUGCCACUAACAGCUUCGGUUCUGGGAAGGAUUUAGGCAGUACAUGAGUAAGUUUGGUGAAUUGGAAAAUGUAAUAUUGGUGAUGAAGGAUCCAGUGACAAAACAACGAAUUGGAAUUGGAGUUGAAAUGUAUAGAGAAAUGCAGGAAGUGCAGCUAGGGUUUUAUAAAGUUUUUGUAUUCUGGUUUUAUUCAGGUGAAUUUGUAGAAAACAUAUAGUGUUAAUUUAAUUAAGAGAUUUUAAACUAAGUACAGUGUUUAAGGUGUUGUUUGGAAGAUUGAAAAUUGUGGAACUUCGUC